This is a messenger RNA of Temnothorax curvispinosus, 3079 nucleotides long. RefSeq lists its product as uncharacterized. Gene Ontology annotation, molecular function: zinc ion binding; nucleic acid binding. Lineage: Eukaryota; Metazoa; Arthropoda; Insecta; Hymenoptera; Formicidae. The annotation marks the transcript as partial. The transcript has a single exon. The record is from RefSeq and is a predicted model, not a curated record.
AUGGAUGCUGCCAAAAAGCAGAGGAAAGCUCUGCGAACGAGCUUCACGAAGGCGCUCAACGCCUUUACGGCCAAAAUGGACGUCGAAGGGCCGCGGGAAGAAAAGAUGGUAGCGUUUCAGUUUCUUGAAACCAAGAUGGCAGAGUUGGAUACGGUACAUUCCAUGUACAACCAAUUGCUUUUCCAAUCGGAUGCGAACGACGACACCAUUAUGAAGGAGCUUGAAUCGGACGAUCUGUAUAAGACGAACUUCAUUACGGCAAAGAUGAAGAUGGUAAACCUGACGCCGACGACGUCGGUCGACGUCCCAAGGACAGUUUCCAACGCCGUCCACACAGCGAAACUCCCGAAGUUAGAACUGCCAAAAUUCAGUGGCAUGAUCAAGGAGUGGCUUCCGUUCUGGAGCCAGUUUAAGAAAAUACACGACGACCCGGCGAUCAGUAAUGAAGAUAAGUUCCAAUAUUUGCAGCAAGCUACGCUCCCGGAUUCUCGUGCCAAGGAGAUCGUGCAAAGUUUCCCGCCAACGGGAGAAAAUUAUGUGAAAGCGAUCACGAGUUUAAAAAAUCGUUUUGGACGAGAGGACAUUAUUGUAGAAUUUUAUGUGCGGGAGUUGCUCGGUUUGGUAUUGCAGAACGCGGUGAAGGGACCCAAGAAGGCAUCGUUGGCGAGUGUAUAUGAUAAACUUGAGUGCUACAUUCGUGCAUUGGAAACGUUGGGCGUGACAACGGACAGAUGCGCCGCCAUGCUCUAUCCUUUAGUCGAAUCGUCGCUUCCUGAAGAAGUACUACGCGCAUGGCAACGCAGCGGACGAGAGAGACCGGAAGAUAAUGAAGGACGAGAAAUUACCGACCGACUUUCUAAUCUUCUCAAAUUUUUGCAACGCGAGGUCGAGAAUGAGGAACGCAUCGACAUGGCGCUGACAGGAUUCGGAUUACCGGCGGAACAGGCGAAGAAGCAGAAGAGCAAGAUAGAAGCAGCGAAAGAAACACCCAGCGCUAGUGUUCUUCUUGUUUCUAAAGACCCUAAGCCCGCGGAGUGCAUAUUUUGUAAAUCGAGUCACGAGAGUCAGGUCUGCGAAAAUGCGCGAAAAUUAACGCUCGACGAGCGAAAAGAGAUCGUAAAGAAAGAAAGAUGCUGUUUUAAUUGUCUAAAGCGCGGACACGUGUCUCAAAAAUGUAAGGUUAAAUUGCGAUGCGAUUGGUGUUCGAGACGACACGUGUUAGUGAUGUGCCCGGGUAUAGUCCGCAAAGAAAAUGUUCCGCCGAAUAAACCAGAGAAUAAAGAUCCCGCGAAAACCACGGAAGAACAUAGUUUAGCCACGCUGUGCGAAAUGCGAGACGUUUAUUUACAAACGCUUCGCGUAAAGUUGUACUCGCAGUCACGAGAGAAAAUAGUAAGAGCGGUAAUAGAUACAGCCUCCCAGCGAUCAUACAUCCGCACGGAUGUCGCAAGAGAAUUAGGUUAUGUUUCUCUGGGCAAGCAGGAGAUUUCCCAUUCUUUGUUUGGCGGGGUUAAAUCAGAAUGUAAAACACAUGAUGUAUUUUUGAUACGGCUAAAAAAUCUCGAUGAUUCUUAUGCGUGCAAUUUUUCGGUAAUGGAUCAGGAAACUAUUUGUUCUACAAUUCAAAGCAUUAGAAAAGAUAAGUGGGUCGAUGAAUUACGGGAUCAAAAUAUUCAUUUAACGGACAUUGGAGAGAACAGUAGCUCGAUAGAUGUUCUUAUUGGCGCGGACGUAGCGGGCAAAUUAAUAACGGGCCGCAAAUACGAUUUAAAGAACGGUCUGAUAGUCUUCGAAACACGGUUAGGAUGGACGGUGAUAGGAAAAUUGCCGAAAGAAUCUCAAAGGGUCGACGCGGCGGUAAUGAUCACUACAUUAUUCGUACAGGAGGCCAAUAUAUCAGAUCUAUGGCGUUUGGAUGUGGUCGGUAUUUCGGACCCGAUCGAAAAGGCGAGUAAAUUAGUUAGAGAAGAACAAACGCGAGAAUUUUUAAAGCAAACAGCUAAAUUAAAUGAGGAAGGUCGGUAUGAAGUUAGAUUGCCAUGGGUAGAGGAUCACGCGCCUGUUGCUAGUAAUUAUAACACUGCACGUUUAAGAUUAAAGAAAUGUAUAGAAAGGCUAACGACACAGCGUCUUCUGAAAGCGUACGACGAAGUUUUUAAGCAAUGGCUAUCCGAGGGUAUUAUUGAGAGAGUACCGGACAAAGAAGUUAAUGAUUUAGGCCAUUAUUUACCACACCGCCCGGUAGUAAAGACGCAUGGCACGACUAAGAUUAGACCAGUGUUUGACGCGUCGGCGUGCAAUAAAGGUUACCCGUCUCUAAAUCAGUGCCUGGAAAAAGGGCCGAAUUUAAUCGAACUAGUGCCUUCAGCCUUAAACAAGUUUCGAGAAGGCGAAAUUGGAGUCGUGUCAGAUAUAAAGAAAGCAUUUUUACAAAUAGUUAUUAACAAGACAGACCGCGAUCAUUUACGUUUCUUUUGGAUAGUCAACAAUGAAAUUGUAAUCUUCCGACAUUGCCGUGUAGUGUUUGGUCUGACAUGUAGUCCCUUUUUAUUAGCUGCGAUUAUUGAGUUGCAUCUAUCAAACGUAAAGAAAAACCCGGAGUUAAUAGCAAAAUUAAAAGGAUCGUUUUAUGUAGACAAUUGCGUUACGAGUGUAAACUCAGAAGACGAAUUGAAAACGUUCAGAGAAGAAGCCACGUCGGCUAUGGCGUCCGGGGGGUUUGAACUUCGGGGAUGGGAAAGCUCAGGGGACUUGUCGGAAAACGAAACAACAUUGGUCCUCGGCGUCUUAUGGAAUAAAGGAAGAGAUACAAUAGCGAUUAAUCCGGCCAUAUUAAAAAGUAACUAUCCGGAAGUCGUAACGAAAAGAGAAAUCUUGUCCACCACGCACAAAGUAUUCGACCCCAUUGGGUUCACAUGCCCUGCGUCUUUACUGCCUAAAUUGUUACUCAAAGAAUUAUGGACGGAGAAAAUAGACUGGGAUACGGAGAUUACAGAUAGUCGUAAGGAUAGGUUUUUAUAUUGGCUAAAAGAAUUACCUAUGUUAAAUACAAUCGAAAUCUCAAGAAAACUCGGUAGAG